Messenger RNA from Numida meleagris (helmeted guineafowl), 1771 nucleotides. Its product is annotated as sterol 26-hydroxylase, mitochondrial. NCBI's taxonomy places the organism in Eukaryota, Metazoa, Chordata, Aves, Galliformes, Numididae. Gene Ontology annotation, biological process: cortisol metabolic process; C21-steroid hormone biosynthetic process; cellular response to peptide hormone stimulus. The transcript has 9 exons. The record is from RefSeq and is a predicted model, not a curated record. Gene Ontology annotation, cellular component: mitochondrial inner membrane. The coding region runs from base 38 to 1591 and encodes 517 amino acids. Gene Ontology annotation, molecular function: heme binding; iron ion binding; monooxygenase activity.
CUCCGCACCGCCCCGUCCCGUACGCUGCCGACGGAGCAUGGCGGGCCCGAGUGGCGGGGCUCGGCGGCUGAUGCUGCCCCUACGCCUCCGCCCGCCGCCGCCGAUCAGCCCGGAGCCGCCGUGCAGGACCGGCAGUUCGGCGGCGGCGGCGGCGGGGCCGGCGCGGCUGAAGGGACCGGAGGAGCUGCCUGGGCCGGGGCUGCUCAGGACUUUCGUCUGGCUCUUCCUGCGCGGCUACCUGCUGCACACGCACCGCCUCCAGCUGAUGUCUCGGCGCAUCUAUGGCCCCAUCUGGAAGUCAACCUUUGGACACUACCAGAACAUCAACAUCGGGAGCCCAGUGGUGCUGGAGCAGCUGCUGCGGCAGGAGGGCAAGUACCCGAUGCGGAGCGACAUGGCCCUAUGGAAGGAGCACCGGGACACACGACGCCUGCCCUACGGACCCUUCACUGAGGAAGGGGAGCGCUGGUACCGCCUGCGGCAGGUCCUCAACAAGCGGCUGCUGAAGCCCUCGGAGGCGGUGCUGUACGCAGAUGCCAUUGGCGAGGUGGUGUCCGACCUGAUGGUGCGGCUGCGGGACGAGCGGAGCCGCAGCCCCUCGGGGGUGCUGGUGGGGGACGUGGCCAACCUGCUGUACCGCUUCGCCCUGGAAGGGAUCUCCUAUAUCCUUUUCGAGACCCGCAUUGGGUGCCUGAAGCAGCAGGUCCCCGCCGAGACCCAGCACUUCAUCGAUUCCAUCAACCUCAUGUUCAAGAACUCCAUCUUCGCCACUGUCCUGCCCCGCUGGAGCCGCAAGGUGCUGCCCUUCUGGGACCGCUACCUGGACAGCUGGGACACCAUCUUCGCCUUUGGCAAGAGGCUGAUUGACCGGAAGAUGAAGGAGCUGGAGGGGCACGUGGAGCAGGGCAAGGAGGUCUCUCAGGGCUACCUGAGCUACCUGCUGGCCAGCGGCCACCUCAGCCUGGACGAGGUGUACGGCAGCGUGGCCGAGCUGCUGCUGGCCGGCGUGGACACGACCUCCAACACUCUGUGCUGGGCCCUCUACCACCUCUCCCGGGACCUGGGCAUCCAGGAGACCCUGUAUCAGGAGCUGAAAGCCGUUGUGCCACCAGACCGGUUUCCUGGUGCUGAGGAUAUCCCCAAGAUGCCGAUGCUCCGGGCUGUUAUCAAAGAGACGCUGAGGGUGUACCCCGUGGUGCCCACCAACGCCAGGGUCUUCUAUGAGAAGGACAUCAUCAUUGGAGACUACCUCUUCCCCAAGAACACCCUCUUCGUCCUGGCGCACUAUGCCAUGUCCCACGAUGAGACCUACUUUCCCGAGCCGGAGCGCUUCCUGCCCCAGCGCUGGCUCCGGGGACACGGUUCCCCCCACCACCCCUUCAGCUCCAUCCCUUUUGGCUACGGGGUCCGUGCCUGCGUCGGCCGCCGCAUUGCUGAGCUGGAGAUGCACUUAGCCCUUGCCAGGAUCAUCCAAGCCUUCGAGGUGCGGCCAGACCCCCGCGGCGUGGAGGUGACGUCUGUGUCCCGCAUCGUCCUGGUGGCUGACAAGCCCAUCAACCUGGAGUUCGUUGCUCGCCCGGGGGCCCCCUGAGCUCAGGGCAUCGCUGUGCCUUUCACACGCCACCAGGGGUGCCCCAUCCCGCCCCAUACCCAGGAGCCAGGGGGCGCAGGGAGGGGUUUGCAGCCAUUGGGUGUUCUUUGUCCCGUGAUUGUGUCGCUGCGUGUGGAGCUGUGCCUGGGGUUGUGCCUGAAUAACUGACCUUGGCCCCAG